AUGACCCCCGCCCCAACGGCGCCCGCCCUUUCUCGCGCCGACUGCACAUACACGAGCUGCUACUGCGAGGAGAACGUACACCGCCUGAUCGACACCCUCCUGCAGCGCGGCCUGGCGGCAGACGCCGGCGCCCUCUUCGCGGUGUUCAUCUCAAAUCCGUCGCGGACGGUGCCCCUGUGGGCGCAGCGCAAGGGGCUCAACCCCGAAGGGCUGGUCAUCUGGGACUACCACGUGAUCCUGAUUCAGGAGGUGGCAGGGAGCGGGGACUGGCUGGUGUGGGACUUGGACACCUCGCUUGACUUCCCUGUGCCCUUCGCAGACUAUGCCGGCCAGGCAUUCAAGACCAUGGACUGGGCACUGGGGACCCAAUUCGACAGGUUCUUUCGUGUCAUUCCAGCGGCUGCGUACUUGGACAAUUUCGCUUCGGACCGCAGCCACAUGGUGGCAGAAGACGGUUCCUGGAAAGCACCACCACCUGAGUACCCUUGCCUGGUCGCCAAGAAUGGGGACACCAUGACAUUGUCCAAGUAUUUGGACAUGUCGAUUGUUGAUUCUCAAGACGAGCGAUGGGGCUCUGUAAUGGAUGAGGAGACGUUUCUGGAGCCGCAUUUGCCAAUCAGGAACACUGAUUGUUAG
Messenger RNA from Ostreobium quekettii, 636 nucleotides. The record is from the annotation of a GenBank genome assembly. NCBI's taxonomy places the organism in Eukaryota, Viridiplantae, Chlorophyta, Ulvophyceae, Bryopsidales, Ostreobiaceae.